GUAAAAAAUUGAGUUUAAUGUAUUUUUUUUUUUUUCAUAAAGGAAUUUUAAUAUCAAAUCUUGACUAAAAUCGUUAGGGGUACCAUGGUAAAAAUAUGCCGCCCGAAUGAAAAAUGUACUAUUCCCCUCCAAGGUCAAUUUGUCGUAGUUAUGUCGUCGUCGAAAAUAAAAGAGAAUCUAUUAUUUUGGGCAAGUAUCCAGGUUAAAAAAGUUUAGUGAACGCAAACAAAAUACUAAUUCUGAGCAAACGCAAAUAAAAUCCUAUUCUGAGCUAAAAAAAAAAUACUAUAGAAAAUAUUACAAGUCCGAAUUCAAGGUCACUAUGUCGUUGUGUCGUCGUCGAAUAUUUUAUUUUUAAUUUUCUUAUCUUAAAAGAGAUCACGUUCAAGUACCACUUACAAACAAAUUAAUCUCUAGUACGUACGUGACUUUUUAGACGAAAACGUUUUACCGAGAAUAUUAUCUAAAGUGUAUAUGAAAUUUCAUCACGUACUCUAAAUAAUUAUUCCUAUAUAAUACGGAGUGCUCGCAAAUGUUUAUCAGUACACUGUUAGCCGUUUAAUAUAACGUUGCAAACAGUUUACAAUGUCUAUCAAUUUAUUAUGCGAAGAAUCUACAAUGGAAGAAACUCUGCUGAAUAUUCGCUCGGAGCAGACGAAAAGGAGCCCAUCGGGGAGCGACUUCGCCGACUCGAAAGUCAAAAAACCAAAAGUAGACAAGUCCAACGAAGAGGAACCAGCCCAAAUAACCGACAAGGUAAUGAAAACGAAUAUGGAAGAAUUAAUAUUUGCAUUGCCGGGAAAAUUUGAGUUUAGAAAUAUCAGUGGACAAAGAAGACUGUAUUCAGAUAAUACAGGCUGUGAAUCCGAUUUCGGAUACGACGAAGACGUUUCCAUUAUGGACUAUGGUUCUGAUGAUGAGCGUAGUAAAUCACCGAUUUUUAACGACGAAAACCCCGAGUCCGUUGUUGACGAAGAGGACGAUGGAAUUGACGCAUGUAGAAAAGCAAUUGGAAGUAUUGGAUCUCGGUCAAUUGUAUCGACCUCUUACAGCGCUUAUGACUGNCUAAGCACGUAUCAGGAAAACAUCGAUACAUCCAUAAAAUUGCCGUGCUCAAUGGAUCUGAUGGAGUUCUGGGAUGUUUGCAAGAACUGCGAGAGAACCUUAGCAGAUUUCCCCCGAGACACUGGUUUGUCCUCACAAGUCAUGGAGAACACAUCCAUGUUAUCAACAUUUGUCAACGGAAGUUGUCGAUGCCGCUGGCUCGAUGAAAGUGGGAGGUACCAACGAAACCUUGUCAACGGAAACCGACGGCUCUUCGAGCUGCCGGGCUUGACACGGGGGACUGGAGAGCAAUCCUGUGUUACUUAUCUCACGACGAGAGGUUCGUCGAAGAAAUUGGCGGCUUCUCAGAAAAUGAACGACUAUAUUCUAGAUUUAAAUAUUUAUCGGUUAGUAUUGAUAAACAGAAUACUGUAUAUUUGCGAAAAAAACUUUACUAGACAUGGAUAG
Molecule: messenger RNA, 1512 nt
Organism: Cinara cedri
Lineage: Eukaryota; Metazoa; Arthropoda; Insecta; Hemiptera; Aphididae
Source: the annotation of a GenBank genome assembly